AUGUCCACAAAUAGUCGACCACCGGUGCAGGCCAGCUUUCCCUCCGCGACGAAUAAAUCUCGCAUCUCAGGCGGCCGGUAUCAAGGCUACAAAAAGAUCCGAUGGAAAAAGUAUGAUCCCAGCAAGAAGUCUCCCAACUCAGCACCGGAUCAGUUUGUACAGUGGCAGCCUCCGGACGCAGCACGGGAUGAAGAUCAGGACGACACUAUCCAACGGAAAUCAAAGCCUAGCGACGGAAGACAAAAUCCAAAUGCGCAGGCUCUGGUCUAUGUCUCUCCACUGGAGCCUCUUCCGCUGAAUGGGACUCGCGAGGAUCCAUUUCUAGUCCUGCCCAUCAAGUCCACUGACGCUGUUCAAGACACCUUGGACUACUAUAUCACCAUCUGCAAAGGUUUCAACACCGAGAGGUCCGUCGUCCCUGGCCCGGUCAAUCCUCAUCUGUCGCUCUUACUGCCUUUCGCGCUGAAGCAUACCAUUCUUUUUGAGUCUAUCAUAUCAGUCUGUCGAGCAUCUAUUCUCAUUUCACUUGGGAAACCCAUAUGGGAAGAUUACGCCUUUGUUCACCACCGUGGCAGCGCCAUAGCGGGUCUCAACGAAAGGCUCAAGUCCAGCGAGGCCACGGACGAUGCAUCCUUGCUGACCGUGACGAUGCUCAUGACACUCGAGUACCUCUCUGGCAAUCAGCGAGGCGUGGUCAUGCAUUGCAACGGCCUGGAGAAAAUGCUUGAGCUUCGAGGGCCGCUCUCUGAUGACAAAGUCGACCAGAACUCAGAUUCCGGCUGGCUGAAAUUCAUAAAACAUGGUCUUAUCGCAUACAAGGCCCUGGGCUCCUUCGUGACAGGUCAACCACCAAAACUGCCUCGCGACUCGGUCGGUUACCUCAGGGAGACGUUUCAAGAACUAAACCUCGAUCAGCCACUCGCUUACCCCGAACCUCCGUUUCCACCGGACCUGUGCAUCAUCCUCUCUCGCCUUCCCUCGGGCGUCUCGGAGCUCUGCGUCGCAUCUAGAAUCUCAAUACAGAUGAUCAAGCUCCUCGCCUCCAUUUCGGCAGCGACCACUCUCCUCGCGACUGAGACUGUCAGCUACGAGAACCUCCUUGACCGGACGUGGACACCACCUUCAGAAUUACCCCUCCCUGAUUCGUCCCAGUACGACGAAGAAUGGAAGCAAACAAUGAUCCAGACCAUCCUCUCUUCUCUUCAGCGAAUGUCGUUGACUUCCACCGAGCCAGUUGAAUACAAUCUCACUAUGGGCUUGCUAGCCUAUGUCUUUCAACUCCGGGGUCUUGCAGCGGUAAACCUCUUCUAUGAUCCCAUCCUCCGCAACUUCAUCAACGCGCUACCCACCCACACCAAACCCGCCUCACUUCAGGAACAAAACUCGUUGGUUUGGUGCAGUAUGGCCGUUGCGGGAGCCCUUGCUCUCCGUGUUGUCCCCAUGCCCAACUCCAACUUGGUCAUGGAACAUGUUCUAGAUCUUUACCCACAGGCGCGUCAAUGGGCUCGCCUGGAAAAGAUCCUACGCACUUUCUACUAUACCAAAGAACUUGGCACCCAUUGGAAAAGCAUCUGGCAACCUGCCAUGAAGAGGUGGGAGCAACGGAAGACACGCGACAUCAAUGCCAAGCCUGACGAUGGUGCGAAAGGCGACGGGGAACCCGUAGAGCAAUUCCUUCAGUCAUUUCAGAACCCGCUGGAUUUCCAAGAUUUUGACAUGAAUUCCGAAGCAAUAAAGGCACACAUUCGCCAGCACAUUGCCGGCGCGCCGAAGACGAUACUGGAAAUGUCCCAAGCUAUGGGUCUGUGCCCGGUUCGACCCCUGGUAUCAUCGCCUUCCACAUCCAGCUCUGCAUCAGCUGCGACUACUACGUCAAGUCCGAACACUGUAUUGAGUUUCUCACCAAAGCCCAGUUAA
Messenger RNA from Fonsecaea multimorphosa CBS 102226, 1917 nucleotides. RefSeq lists its product as uncharacterized. The transcript has a single exon. NCBI's taxonomy places the organism in Eukaryota, Fungi, Ascomycota, Eurotiomycetes, Chaetothyriales, Herpotrichiellaceae. The record is from RefSeq and is a predicted model, not a curated record. The coding region runs from base 1 to 1917 and encodes 638 amino acids.